GUAAGGAAGUUAUCCAUUCAAAACCAAAACAAAUGUUUGUUCGUCGUCGACAUAUUUUACAACUUUCAAUGACUUUCCCCUUUAAUUGAAUCAUAGAAGUUUUGCAGUUACUCAUCACUAAUCUCUGUAUCCAUGGAGACGCCAGAGCCGGGCCCAGCAGAUGGAGAGGAGCGCCUGGUGGAGCUGCGUCCUCGGACACGGUCCAACCCUGAAGGUGCUGAGGACCGUCGUAGCAGCACGGGCAGCCUUGGAGGAAACAGCAACCCCAACAUAUCUCAGCCCGCUGUGGGAAGUCGUGUUGAGGGUGAGGGCGAGGCUUCAACCAGCGACAGUCCUCCCAGUUCCACCACCACAACUGUCUCAGCAGCUGCAGCUCAGACUGCAGCUCCUGUCACAGUGGCGGCAGCGGCUGCAGGCAGCACCACAGUGCCACUAUCAACUGCGUCUGUUGCAGCCAAAGAGAGGCCGAAGCCGACACAGCAGCAGCCCACACUGACAACCCCCAUCCCUCCGCCAGCAGAGUACCAGCUCAGAGUGCCCCGUGUCAACUGUCCAGAGAAAGUGAUCAUCUGCUUAGACCUUUCUGAAGAGAUGUCUUUGCCAAAGUUGGAGUCUUUUAACGGGUCUAAAACUAAUGCGCUAAACAUUUCCCAGAAGAUGAUUGAAAUGUUUGUCAGAACCAAACACAAGAUUGACAAACGUCAUGAGUUUGCCCUGGUCGUCGUCAAUGAUGAUGCUCUGUGGUUGUCAGGCUUCACCUCUGACCCCAGGGAGCUGUGCAGCUGUCUGUAUGACCUUGAGACCAAUGUGUGCGAGUCCUUCAACCUGGAAGAUCUUCUUAAUGUAAUUCGUCAGAAGAUCGAGCUGCCGUCAAUGGAAAAUGUCCAGACCGUCCCUCCUCCAUAUGUGGUGCGGACGGUGCUGAUCUACAGCCGUCAUGCCGGGCAGCUUCAGUUCAACCCUUCAGAGGCUGUUAGUAAAAUGCUGCAGUCUCCAUAUUUUUUCUUUGAUGUGGUCUACCUACAUAACGGGUCGGAGGAGCAGGGGGAUGAGACCAGCUGGAGGGACAACUACACGUCUUUCUGCAACCUGGACUCAAAGGGCAUGUGCUAUCGCUUUGAGGUUUCCCUGGGAGGACCCGCCAUCGAGCUGCACAACUGCAUGGCCAAACUUCUGGCUCACCCUUUACAGAGACCUUUCCAGAGCCACGCGUCUUACAGCCUGCUGGAGGGGGAUGACCCCCAGGACAUUGAGGCAACCGUGUAAAACCAGACAGCGGUUUUCCGUGUGCACCUCAUUGAGGGU
This is a messenger RNA of Plectropomus leopardus (leopard coralgrouper), 1305 nucleotides long. The record is from RefSeq and is a predicted model, not a curated record. Lineage: Eukaryota; Metazoa; Chordata; Actinopteri; Perciformes; Serranidae.